This is a messenger RNA of Danio aesculapii, 975 nucleotides long. Its product is annotated as gastrula zinc finger protein XlCGF7.1-like. The record is from RefSeq and is a predicted model, not a curated record. Bases 170 to 898 code for a protein of 242 amino acids. The transcript has 3 exons. Gene Ontology annotation, cellular component: transcription regulator complex; PcG protein complex. Gene Ontology annotation, molecular function: DNA-binding transcription factor activity, RNA polymerase II-specific; RNA polymerase II cis-regulatory region sequence-specific DNA binding. NCBI's taxonomy places the organism in Eukaryota, Metazoa, Chordata, Actinopteri, Cypriniformes, Danionidae. Gene Ontology annotation, biological process: regulation of transcription by RNA polymerase II.
AACAACGACGAACAUCCGAGUCAACGAGAAGAAGACAAAAAAGAUCAUAAACAUGAGAAGUGAAACACAGCCGUCCAUGAUGCUCUAAAUCAGCUGUAUUUAUCACUCUGAAGAAGCAGCAAACAGGAGGAAUUACAGCAGGAGAAACAACUGACAUAGUAUAGUAAAUAUGGAGAUUGGGGAAACACCCUGCAGAAUAAAAGAGGAAGAGACAGAGGAACAAACAGAUGAAGUCGGAAAUGAAGUCAGUUCACAGACUGAGGAAACUUUUAAGUCUAGAAAAGCUGGAGCCAAAGGCCCGUUCAUCUGCUGUGUGUGUGGAAAGAGUUACAAAAAAAAUUCAGAUCUCACCAGACACAUGAGAUUUCACACUGGGGACAGACUAUUGACAUGCACUGAGUGUGGAAAGAGUUACACAGAGAAAGGAAAGCUGGUUUCACACAUGAGGAUUCACACUGGAGAGAGACCGUAUACCUGCUCUCAGUGUGGAAAGAGUUUCAGAUAUAAAAACGUCCUCAAAGAGCAUCUGCUCUCUCACACUAGAGGGAAGCCAUUAAGCUGUGAUCAGUGCGAUAAAACAUUUGUUUAUGCAUCAAACCUGAGCACACAUCUGAAAGUUCACUCUGGACUGAAGCCUCACUGCUGCUCUUUUUGUGGAAAGAGUUUUUCACGACUGGAAAAUUUGAGAAUUCACCAGAGCGUUCACACUGGAGUCAAACCUCAUGUGUGUUCAGACUGUGGGAGAAGCUUCAGUUCAUCGAGCCACUUAAAAAAACACCAGAGGAUUCACACCGGAGAGAAACCGUAUCAGUGUUCACACUGUGAGAGAGCCUUUAUUUCUUCAGGAAGCCUGAAAUAUCAUCAGAAAGUUCACACUGGAGAACAGCAAUAUCAGUGAUCUUCAUGUGGAAAGCUUUGCUCAAUUAUGUGACCAACAAUUUCAUUCAAAAUAAAUGAGUAAUAAGCAUGUAUUGC